Phragmites australis (common reed) is the source of this 4151-nucleotide messenger RNA. Its product is annotated as L-type lectin-domain containing receptor kinase SIT2-like. The transcript is spliced from 2 exons. The record is from RefSeq and is a predicted model, not a curated record. Gene Ontology annotation, molecular function: ATP binding; carbohydrate binding; protein kinase activity. Bases 181 to 3855 code for a protein of 1224 amino acids. Lineage: Eukaryota; Viridiplantae; Streptophyta; Magnoliopsida; Poales; Poaceae. Gene Ontology annotation, cellular component: plasma membrane. Gene Ontology annotation, biological process: protein phosphorylation.
GCAGUGGCGGCUCUUGCUCCAAGCUGGCUUCAGAUUAUAAAACUACAAGCGGAGCCGCCGGAGCGCGACAGCACUGCAGCGCACCAAAGCGGCAACGCCACAGGCCACAUACUACGAAUCUCAAGUUGGCACUUGGCUUGGCAGAUGUGAAUUUCGAGAGCUUUUCGCUUGUGAGUUGCCAUGGUUGAUAUGAGGCGCGCGCGCUCCCUUCUCCGGGGAAUCCUCCUCGCUGGCUUCGUCGCGGCCGUUCUCGGCGCCGGCGACGACAGUGAACACCAGUUCGUCUACACGGGCUUCACCGGCGCGCCGCUCUCCCUGGACGGCACGGCCGUCAUCACGCCGACCGGGCUGCUCGAGCUCACCAACGGCACGGCCCAGCUCAAGGGCCACGCCGUCCACCCGGCGCCGCUGCAGUUCCAGAGGACGCCGGGCGGUCCCGUGCGCUCGUUCUCGGCGUCGUUCGUGUUCGGCAUCAUCCCUCCCUACCCUGACCUGAGCGGCCACGGCAUCGUCUUCUUCGUCGGGAAGGACAACUUCUCGUCCGCGCUGCCGAGCCAGUACCUGGGCCUCCUCAACCCCCAGAACAACGGCAACGCCACCAAUAACAUCUUCGGCGUCGAGCUCGACACCAUCCAGAGCACCGAGUUCAAGGACCCCAACGACAAUCACGUCGGCAUCGACAUCAACAGCCUCAAGUCCGUCAGUGUUCAAACCGCCAGCUACUACGAUGAUAAGACCGGUGCGUUCCAGAACCUGAGCCUGAUUAGCGGCAAGCCCAUGCAAGUUUGGGUGGAUUACGAUGGCGAGACCAUGCAGAUCAACGUGUUCUUGGCUCCCCUGAAGAUGGCCAAGCCUUCGAAGCCUUUGGUGUCGGCCACGCACAACCUCUCGGAGGUGCUCGUGGAGCCGGCGUACGUUGGCUUCUCGUCCUCGACGGGCACCGUCAGGUCGCUCCACUACGUGCUCGGCUGGAGCUUUGCCAUGGACGGCCCUGCCCCGGACAUCAACAUUGGCAGCCUGCCGAAGCUGCCAAGGUUUGGCCCGAAGGCACGGUCCAAGGUCUUAGAUGUUGUGUUGCCAAUAGCCACCGCGGCGUUCGUCCUCGGCGUGGUCGUGGUUGUGAUUUCGCUCGUCCGGAGGAGGUUGAAGUACGCCGAGCUGCGAGAAGAUUGGGAGGUUGAAUUCGGGCCACACAGAUUCUCGUACAAGGACUUGUUUCAGGCAACAGAGGGAUUCAAGAGCAAGAUGUUGCUUGGUAUUGGAGGAUUUGGAAGAGUGUACAAGGGAGUGCUUCCAAAAUCAAAAUUGGAGGUUGCAGUCAAGAGGGUGUCGCACGAAUCAAGGCAGGGUAUAAAAGAGUUCGUCGCGGAGGUUGUCAGUAUCGGCCGUCUCAGACACCGCAACCUUGUGCAGUUGCUCGGUUAUUGCAGACGGAAAGGUGAACUUCUUUUGGUUUAUGACUAUAUGCCAAAUGGUAGCCUUGACAAAUACUUACACGGUCAUGAGGAUAAGGCCACUUUGGAUUGGGCACAGAGGUUCCGAAUCAUCAAAGGUGUCGCAUCAGGGUUGCUAUACAUCCAUGAAGACUGGGAGCAAGUUGUCAUCCACCGAGACAUAAAAGCGAGCAAUGUCCUCCUCGAUAGUGAGAUGAACGGACGGCUAGGAGACUUUGGUCUCGCAAGAUUGUAUGAUCAUGGAGCUGACCCGCAGACAACUCACGUCGUCGGCACAAUGGGUUACCUUGCCCCAGAGCUGGCACGAACAGGAAAAGCUUCCCCUCUCACCGAUGUGUUUGCCUUUGGAGCAUUCAUCCUUGAAGUCACCUGCGGGCGGAGACCUGUGGAGCAGAGCAUGCAAGACAACCAGCUCAUGCUGGUCGAUUGGGUGCUUGAGCACUGGCAGAAAGAAUCACUCACUGAGGUGGUUGAUGCAAAGCUUCAGGGUAAAUUCGAUGCCGAUGAGGCGAUCCUGGCGUUGAAAUUAGGGCUGCUGUGUUCGCAUCCAUUGCCCAGUGUGAGGCCAAGCAUGCGGCAAGUGAUGCAAUAUCUUGAAGGGGACAUGCCCUUCCCAGAGCUGACACCGUCGCACCUAAGCUUCAGUAUGCUAGCUCUGAUGCAGAACGAAGGCGCCUACGGGAUCGCCUUCUUCGUCGCCCCGACCACGAACUUCUCGGCCACGUUGCCGAGCCAAUUUCUUGGUCUCUUCAACACCAGUAAUGUCGGGAACACCACCAACCAUAUCUUCGCCAUCGAGCUCGACACGCUGCUCGACGUGGAAUUUGCAGACAUCAACAGCAACCACGUCGGGAUCGACAUCGAUGGGCUGAAGUCUGUCAAGGCCGCCUCGGCUGGUUACUACGACGACGAUGGCAAUGGAGUGUUCCGUAACUUGAGCCUGAUAAGCGGCGAGGCCAUGCAGGUGUGGGUGGACUACGACGGCCGGAGCAUGGAGAUCAAUGUGACGUUGGCUCCCGUGCGCGUGCCAAAGCCCAAGAAGCCUCUGUUCUCGCAUGCCGUCGACCUCUCGACAGUGAUUACGGACACGUCGUACAUCGGCUUUGCCGCCUCCCUGGGAUCCAUGUCAUCGCGGCACUGUAUUCUUGGCUGGAGCUUUUCCUUGAACGGAUCAGCUCCGCCUCUCGAUUACUCCAAGUUGCCCAGGCUGCCCGUAGCUCACGGUGGAGGUCAGCACAAGGUCCUGGAGGCAGUGUUGCCAAUUGGAAUCGUGGUGUUCAUCCUGGCCAUGGUCACCAGUGUGUUUGUGUUCGGGUGGAGAAGGGUCAAGUACGCCGAGUUGCGUGAGGAAUGGGAAGACGAAUUCGGACCGCGCCGGUUCACGUACAAGGACUUGUUUCAUGCCACCGACGGGUUCACCGACAGGCAUCUGCUCGGCGUCGGCGGGUUUGGGAGGGUGUACAAGGGAGUGCUCCCCGGUUCCAAGCUCGAGGUAGCUGUAAAGAUGGUGUCGCAUGACUCGAGGCAAGGGAUCAAAGAGUUUGUCGCUGAGAUCACGAGCAUCGGGCGCCUCCAGCACCGGAACCUUGUGCGCUUGCUCGGCUACUGCCGGCGAAGAGGCGAGCUUCUUCUGGUCUACGAGUACAUGCCCAAUGGUAGCCUCGACAAAUUUCUGUAUGAUCAUCAGAGGAAGCCUACUCUGGACUGGGGUAAGCGCUUUCGGAUCCUCAAAGACGUUGCGCUGGGCCUCUUCUACCUCCACAACAACUGCGACCAAGUUAUCAUCCACCGAGACGUCAAGGCGAGCAACGUUCUCCUCGACGACAAGGUGGGUGGACACCUGGGCGAUUUCGGGCUCGCCAGGCUGCACGACCACGGCGCCAACCCGCGGACGACACGGGUGGUCGGCACCCUCGGGUACCUCGCACCCGAGCUGGCGCGCACCUCCAAGGCUACUCCGCUCACCGACGUGUUCGCGUUCGGCGUGUUCCUCCUGGAGGUCACGUGUGGCCGACGGCCCAUCGAGGAAGACGCACGCGGCGACCGCGCCCUGCUCGUGGACUGGGUGCUCGAGCGCUGGUCCAACGGGUCGCUCAUUGGCAGCGUGGACGCGAGACUCGACGGGGAGUACGAUGCCGGCGAGGUGAGCUUGGUGCUGAAGCUGGGGCUGUUGUGCACGCAGGUCUCGCCCGUCGCGAGGCCGAGCAUGGCGCAGGUCGUGCAGUACAUGGACGGCAUCCUGCGGCUCCCGGAACCGCCCGUGCUGACGCCGCCGGACUUCGGCACCAUGGCUUCGCUGCAGAGCGACGGGUUCGACUCGUAUGCCAUGUGGUAUCCGACGUCGUCGGCAGAGUCCAGGGGAAGCUACGGCACGGUGUCUGAUCUCUCCGGGGGAAGAUGACAUCUUGGACUGCGUCCGCAGCAAAAUUGAGAGCAUGUAGACAUGCCUCUGCUUCAGCCUGGAGAGCUUCAGUGAAAUACUGGAGGCGCCCUGCUCCCGACGCGACGGCCAAGCCAUGAUGAUUUCUAAUGACGAAGCCCCAACCACCUGAACGUUCCUGCUCAUAAAAUGCACCGUCAACAUUGAUCUUCAUAAAUCCAUCUGGUUUCUGCCAUUUCUUAGCUGAAGCAACUCUCUGAACUUCCGGUCUCUGAAAGAACUCAAUAAAGUCAGUAACAUGUCUCUGAAUUUGGUAG